Molecule: messenger RNA, 2155 nt
Organism: Sinocyclocheilus grahami
Lineage: Eukaryota; Metazoa; Chordata; Actinopteri; Cypriniformes; Cyprinidae
Product: serine/threonine-protein kinase OSR1-like
Exons: 18
Coding region: 156-1709 (517 amino acids)
Biological process (GO): intracellular signal transduction; peptidyl-threonine phosphorylation; positive regulation of T cell chemotaxis
Cellular component (GO): cytoplasm; cytosol
Molecular function (GO): ATP binding; protein serine/threonine kinase activity
Source: RefSeq, a predicted model, not a curated record
GCUAGUGGCAAAGUUUGGGAAUGAUAGAAAGGCUGUUGAGCUGCAAUGCUACUGCUUUGCGGAUUACAGUAACAUUUACACGUUGUUUUCUGUAAGCACCCAUCUCUACUGCUUGGAUUCAGCAGGAUCUAACUAAAGGUACGCAAUCCUGAGACAUGUCGGAGGACCUGAGCUCUCAACCCUGGUCCAUCAACAAGGAUGACUAUGAGCUGCAGGAGGUGAUCGGAAGCGGAGCUACGGCUGUGGUCCAGGCUGCCUACUGUGUGCCCAGGAAGGAGAAGGUCGCUAUCAAACGCAUCAAUCUGGAAAAAUGCCAGACCAGCAUGGACGAGCUCCUGAAAGAGAUUCAGGGGAUGAGCCAGUGUCACCAUCCCAACAUUGUGUCGUACUACACCUCGUUCGUGGUGAAAGAUGAGCUGUGGUUGGUCAUGAAGCUGCUCAGUGGUGGCUCUGUGUUGGAUGUUAUAAAGCACAUCAUUUCAAAGGGGGAACACAAGAACGGUGUACUGGAUGAACCCAGUAUAGCUACUGUGCUGAAAGAGGUCCUUCAGGGUCUUGAGUACCUUCACAGAAAUGGACAGAUCCACAGGGAUCUCAAAGCUGGAAACAUUCUGCUGGGGGAGGACGGAUCAGUGCAAAUCGCAGAUUUUGGUGUAAGUGCCUUCUUAGCCACUGGUGGUGACAUGACUCGAAAUAAAGUGCGGAAGACGUUUGUGGGAACGCCAUGUUGGAUGGCUCCAGAAGUGAUGGAGCAGGUGAAAGGUUACGACUUCAAAGCAGACAUCUGGAGUUUUGGGAUCACAGCCAUCGAGCUGGCCACAGGUGCCGCUCCUUACCACAAAUACCCUCCUAUGAAGGUGUUGAUGUUGACCCUGCAGAAUGAUCCGCCUUGUCUUGAGACUGGAAUCACAGACAAGGAGAUGGUGAAGAAAUAUGGGAAAUCCUUGAGGAAGAUGAUCUUGUUGUGUUUGCAGAGGGACCCAGAGAAAAGGCCGACAUCAUCAGAACUCUUAAAACAUAAAUUCUUCCAGAAAGCCAAGAAUAAUGAAUUCCUGCAGGAGAAAUUAUUACAGAAAACACCUACAAUUACAGAAAGAGCGAGAAAGGUUCGGCGAGUUCCUGGCUCCAGUGGGAGACUCCAUAAAACAGAAGAUGGACAAUGGGAAUGGAGUGAUGAUGAACUGGAUGAGGAGAGCGAGGAAGGCAGAGCUGCAGUUGCUGCCUUACGGUCACCAAGAGUAAAAGAAGGACUCCAGAAUACAGAGAUAUUCCAGCCUUUCAGCAGUCACCUCCAGCCUGAACUACCUCAAGCUGCUGGCCAGGGCCCGGCCAACACUCAACACACUGCCCUAACUAUUACCCAAACCCCAGCUGCGAACGCUGCGCAGGCCCCAGUUCCUGGAGCCGAUGCCUCACCGUCCCCGAUCAGUUUAGUAUUAAGGUUAAGAAACUUGAAAAAGGAACUGAAUGACAUACGAUUUGAGUUCAUGUCAGGCAGAGACACAGCAGAUGGGGUUUCUCAGGAGCUGGUAUCGGCCGGCUUGGUAGAUGGGAGAGAUUUAGUUAUAGUGGCUGCUAAUUUGCAGAAGAUAGUCGAAGAGCCUCAUUCCAAUAAAAAUGUCACAUUUAAACUGGCCUCUGGCGUUGAGGGCUCUGAGAUUCCUGAUGAUGUCAAACUCUUGGGAUUUGCUCAGCUCAGCAUUAACUAAACUUUGGCUCUGUGCGGGACCAUGACUUGCCUACAAAUGUGAAAACAAACCAACACUACCAACAGAAUGACACAUUGAUGCAUUUUUUCUCCUCUUUCAAUUGCCCUAAAGAAACCACUGUUGCCAAAGAGAAAAGUACCCUAGCACCAGCCCAUAGGAUUUCAAACGGCCCAGCGGAAGAGUUGCACAAACAUGAGAAUGAUCAGAAUUUGUAGGAAUCGAUUAAAAUAAAGUUGAGAAUUUAUUUGUAUAAGGAUGCAAUUAUCAUAACCAGAUAUAACCUCUUAUUGUUCUUCUAAUAUUUAUCUUUCUUUUCUUCUAUUUUUUGAUUGUCCUAGUUUUGCUAAAUCUGUACGGACACCCUAAAAAUGAACAAUGUAAAAAUGCCUCCAAUAUAACUACUGAGCGCAUACACUUAAAAAUAAAGGUGCUUCACGAUGCCAUAG